GCUUCGGUUGAUCGUCCCGAUGCUGUAAGAUACCUUGACAAAGUGUGUGAUCAGUUUGAGUUCUAUCCUUGGGUACUUGUCCCGGUAAGAAUAAUUUCAAGAUACGUGGAGUUCAAGUCUACCAGCAGAUUGCAAUAUGGGGCCUUUGGACGGCGAGGUAAUUCUCGUCACAGGAGGAACUGGACUUGUUGGGAAAGCUGUGCAGGAGAUCAUUGCGCAGGACCCUCCCAAGGGUGAAACAUGGGUAUUCAUCGGCAGCAAGGACGCUGACCUCACGAGCUAUGAAGAGACCAAAGCUCUAUUUGAGAGGGUGAAACCAACACAGAUCAUUCACCUAGCGGCAUUCGUGGGUGGCCUUUUUGCCAACAUGAAAUACAAGGUUGAGUUCUGGCGGAAGAACAUCCUCAUGCAGGACAACAUCAUGGUGCUCAGCAAGGAGUAUGGUGUCAAGAAGCUGGUGUCCUGCCUGUCCACAUGCAUCUUCCCCGAUAAGACCACCUACCCCAUCGAUGAGACCAUGAUCCACUUGGGACCACCUCAUUCCUCAAACGAGGGCUAUGCCUAUGCGAAGAGGCUCGUGGAUGUUCAGAACCGCAUGUACAAUGAGCAGUACGGCUGCAACUUCACAUCCGUUGUCCCCACCAACAUCUUUGGCAAGCACGACAACUUCAACCUCGACCAAGGACACGUGGUUCCCAACCUCAUCCACAAGUGCUACAUCGCCCAGCGAGAUGGCACCCCCUUCACGGCCUGGGGCAGCGGCAAGCCCCUGCGCCAGUUCAUCUACAACCUGGACCUGGCACGUCUCAUGAUCUGGGUGCUGCGCGAGUACAAGGAGGCAGACCCCAUCAUCCUGUCUGUGGGCGAGGAGGAUGAAGUCCCCAUCAGUGAUGUUGUCCACAUGAUUGCUGACUCAAUGGGCUUUAUGGGGGAGAUUAUUUUUGACAAGACUAAGGCAGACGGCCAGUACAAGAAGACAGCAUCCAAUCUUAAGCUGCGCGCAUACCUGCCAGACUUCAAGUUUACCCCAAUGGCCACUGCAAUCCGUGAGACGACAGCGUGGUUCAAGGAGAACUAUGACACCGCCAGAAAGUGAACAUGCUGGUCACACCAGGAGAGACCUUAACGAAGCUCGAUUAUCUGAUUUCUUGCAAAGAAUGCAGGCAUGUUGAUAAUUCUGUUCACGUAGUUGACCACUGUUGCCCCGGUAGCAAAUCUUCGAUGAGAGCAGCUCGUGUUGUCAUGAUGCCGUGCGUUUCAAACUUCGCUGGCGUGCUUGAAGAAAAUAUGUUGUGUUGGGUCACCUUGUGAAAGUGACAUGCAACGGCCCCAUGGUCUGCUAUGUAAAACCUUUUUUACAC
Molecule: messenger RNA, 1361 nt
Organism: Coccomyxa subellipsoidea C-169
Lineage: Eukaryota; Viridiplantae; Chlorophyta; Trebouxiophyceae; Coccomyxaceae
Product: putative GDP-L-fucose synthetase
Exons: 6
Coding region: 137-1096 (319 amino acids)
Biological process (GO): nucleotide-sugar biosynthetic process
Molecular function (GO): GDP-L-fucose synthase activity
Source: RefSeq, a predicted model, not a curated record